Molecule: messenger RNA, 1881 nt
Organism: Striga hermonthica
Lineage: Eukaryota; Viridiplantae; Streptophyta; Magnoliopsida; Lamiales; Orobanchaceae
Source: the annotation of a GenBank genome assembly
AUGUCAGCUUUCAAAGGUCCGCUUGCCGGUGGGGACUGCCGAAUGGAAGGGAAGCCAAGCUGCUGGAGGCGUGUUUUCGUGCAGACGGACAACGGCAGCGUGCUGGGAAUGGAGCUCGACAGGAGUGACAAUGUACGCACCGUAAAGAAACGGCUGCAGCUCGCCCUAAACAUCCCGAUCGAGGAAAGCUCCUUAACAUUCGGUGACACGGUUCUCAAAAGCGACCUCAGCGCAGUCCAAAACGACUCCCCUCUCCUCCUCACCCGGAAUCUGAUGCACAGAAGCUCGUCAACCCCGUGUCUGUCCCCCACUGGCCGGGACGGCCACAAAAGUGACCCAAGUGGGCCCAUCGAGAUACUGGGCCGCUCGGCCCAGACUAAACAUCUAGUCAAGGAGGUCGUCAAGGGGAUGAAGAAUGGGGUCGAUCCUGUCCCUGUCCGCGGCGGGCUCGGUGGCGCGUACUACUUUAAGAACAUCUGGGGAGAGAGUGUUGUCAUUGUGAAGCCCACGGAUGAGGAGCCCUUCGCGCCCAACAACCCCAAGGGGUUUGUAGGCCGAGCGCUUGGCAGGCCAGGCCUCAAGCGCUCGGUUCGGGUCGGGGAGACGGGCUUCCGGGAGGUCGCAGCCUAUCUCCUUGACCACGCUGGCUUUGCAGGCGUGCCCCCGACUGCUCUCGUCAAAAUCACACACUCAGUCUUUAAUGUCAACGGCUCCACGGGUGUGGCCCAGCCCCAGCCCGAGCCCGUGAGCAAGAUCGCGUCCUUCCAGGCGUACGUGAGGCACGAUUUCGACGCUGGGGACUACGGGACGUCGAGCUUCCCCGUGGCUGCGGUCCACAGGAUUGGGAUUCUGGAUGUGAGAAUUCAUAACACGGACCGGCAUGCGGGGAAUCUCCUGGUUCGGAAGGUGGAUGAUGCUGGGGGGUUUGGUGAGGUAGAGCUGAUCCCAAUCGACCAUGGACUCUGCCUGCCCGAGAGUCUGGAGGACCCGUAUUUCGAGUGGGUCCAUUGGCCACAGGCCUCGAUCCCGUUCUCGGACGAUGAGCUCGAGUACAUUAGGAAUCUCGACCCUGUCCGGGACUUGGAGAUGCUGAGGAGCGAGCUCCCCAUGAUUCGGGAGGCUUGCUUGCGAAUUUUGUUUCUCUGCACGGCUUUUCUCAAGGAGGCAGCAGCUUACGGGCUGUGUCUUGCCGAGAUUGGUGAGAUGAUGAGCCGGGAGUUUCGUGGUGGGGAGGAGGGACCUAGCGAGCUGGAAAUUAUAUGCAUGGAAGCACGAAGGCUUGUUGGCUUGGAGAUUUUUUCACCCAGAGUUGAAGUGUAUCUUGGUGGAACUCAGUUCGAUUUGGACUGUGAGGAUGGUAAAUGUGGUGAUUAUAUAUUUUCACCGAGAUUGACUUCUCAAGAGUUUGUAGCAGUUCCGCCUUUUCAUUCCCGGUUCGGAAGUGUCAAUUGCUGUGCGCCACUUUCUAAACUCGACGAAUGUGUUGGGCAUGAGGAUGAUGAAGAAAGUGAAGGAGACGAUGGAAAAGGUUUAGUCAGCAUUUCGAAUUUUCGAAAUGGAACUCGAAAUAUUUUGAAACAGUCCAUGUCGCUCGAAAACCCUAGCUUAGGUAUAAAAUAUAGUAAUUUCUCGAAUAUUAGUUUGGCCAAACAAGAUUCUUGCUCUGUUGUUAAUGGUCCAGUGUCUUGCAAGCAUAGGAGUGCGAACGAGCAGCUUCCGGCUAGUACCAGCUUCGUGAAGUUGGCGGACAUGAACGAGGAUGAAUGGCAGCUGUUUUUGGACAAGUUUCAGGAACUCAUCCUCUCUGCAUUUGCCAAAGGCAAGUCUGUUAUGUCUGGUCAGAAGCAGAGACAGAGGCUCGGAACUUCAUGCCGGUUUUGA